AGUUUGACCAAAAGUUCUGACCUUUCUUCAUACGACUUUCCUACUGCUCUCUUCUGGACUUUAACAUGGGAGCUUCUCAGUCUGGACCAGUGCAUUUGUUCCAGGAUCUGACUCAUAAAACUGGCUUUUCCAUCGAGCAGAUAAAAACCCUCCAUACCAGAUUUCUGUACCUGACUCGAGAUGAAGACACAUUAAGACGUGAACACCUUGCGAAUGUUAGCGAUUUGGCCCUCAAUCCAAUCCGAAGACAGAUCAUUGAGGCCUUCUUUGAUAAAAGGAACAUGGGUGAAAAAGAGAAGGGGUGUCUGCAGGAGAUCGGUUUUGAGGAAUUCGUAACUGUCCUGUCCUUCUUCAGACCACCCAAACCACACACUGCAGACGAGGAGAUGAAAAACAUCAAGAAGGAGAAACUACGAUUUCUAUUCAACAUGUAUGACACUGACAAUGACGGCAUCAUCACGCUGGACGAAUACAGAUGUGUGGUGGAGGAGCUGCUGUCCAGCUAUGAAAUCAUAGGAGCAGAAAACGCCAAAGCCAUCACAGAUGCUGCGAUGCUGGAGGUGGCGAAUGUCACAGUGGGUCAGAUGGCUCCUGAUGAUUUUUAUGAGGGAAUCACCUUUGAGCAGUUUGAGCAGAUAUUAAAAGAUGUAGAGAUCGAGACCAAGAUGAAUAUUCACUUUUGGAACUUGGACACCAUGACAGUGCAAUGUGGGAAAUGAGAGUCAUUUCCGCUUCACAGCAGUACUUUACAUUCAAACUCGUAGUGUUGAGUUAACUUUCUCGGAAAUAUCUCCAGUGAUCAAGAUAUGGACGCGUCUACAAGUUAACAUGAUUACAUUUCAGAGUCCAAACCAAACAUCCCAAGUAUAUUUGGAAGAUAUUUACGAACCCUGUAAGGCCUAGUUAUUUUCGGACUUCAUGUUGACAUAUGUACAACAUAAAGCAUUUUGAUUCAAACACACUUUCAGGUUCCAUGUAUACUGUAUUUUUAACAGUGGAACUGAGUCGUGUGAUGGAGUCGUGAAAUUUCCCUUCUGAGAUAAGUAUGCUGAUUUUAUUUAGAGGAAGUCUAUAUUAAAAUGUAUUAAAGGAUAUGUAAAGUUUUACAGCAUUUAUUAAAUUGAUAUUUUUAUUAUUGUCAGUUGAAACCACCUUUCUUUAUAUUGAACUUAAUAAAAUAAUCAGUUUUAGAAGUAAUAAUUUUUUUCCUUUAAUGCACUUUGUUAAAGCAUUCUGGCAGAUAUCUAUGCAGGGUUACAAAAUGCAUUCCAUACCAUAUUUAGGUUGUGUGUUCAGUCAAACUCUGUGGUAUUUGGAGCAAAUUCGUAUUUUACUUGGCCGAAGCCAAAUUAGUUAUAUGCCAAGUUCUCAUUCUCGAAAAACAAAACAACACAAGAGGAAAGGAACAAGACCAGAUUAAAUACAGAUUACCUUUGAAAAGAUAAACACAGUGUGUGUCAACACUACUGGUCAAAUGUUUAGUGUUCUUUUGAACUUUCUAUUCAUUAACUUUAUAAAAAAAAUAUCCCUGCUUCAACAAAAAAAUAAGUAAUGUUUUUUGAUCAGCAAAUCGGCAUAUUAGAAUGAUUUCUGAAGGAUCAUGUGACUGAAGACUGAAGUAAUGAUGCUGAAAAUUCAGCUGCACAUCACAGGAAUGUAUUUAUUAUAUUAAAAUACUGUACUUUAGAUCGAAUAAAAUCACCCUUGGCAAGACUUCCUUCAAAUAUAACAGGGUUUAUACAGAGAUUCUUAAAUUGAAUUUACUACCUUUUUACCACCUAUUUUACUACCAUCACAAUAUUUUUACUACCAACACGGCUUCAAACUUCAACUGUAGCAGUGUUAAGUAAAGUGAUAAGUAAAGACAUGAAAUAUCUUUCCAAAAUGAAUUAAUAACAUAUUUAAUCACAAUUUAAUGAGGCAAUUAUAACUUAAUUUCAACACUGGAAGGGAGAGAUAGAGAACCAGAGAGAGCGAGAAACAGAAAGUCAGGAGAGGUUCUGUAGGUGUAUGUGUGUUAGGGCAAGUGAGUGAGCUACAUUCAAGUAAGAGGGUAACUCUACCAUAGGACUUGGAUUAAUCAAGAUAUCACAACAGGCCUUGGUCCAUUGGAUUUACUCAAUAUGUCAAAGAGUAACAAUUACAUAAAAAUUAGAAGACAGACCUUUAGAAUGAACAGCUACACAAUGUGUAAUAAUAAAGUGCAAUUGUACACUAGAAUAACAGUAUUUCAUUAAUAAACAAAUAACUUCAACACUGGACACAAGCCAAGCACUGUCCAACACACACAGAGAGAGAGAGAGAGAGAGAGAGAGAAAACAUCAAACAGAGAAAACAAAGUCCCUCUUUGAAACAAAUUUCGUUUUGUAUUAAUUUUAUCUUAAUUUUAACCCAUGUUUCAUUAUUUUGUAUAAUCACAACACGUUCAGACAUGAACCGAAACUCAGCGUAUAGGUAGCCUAGGCUACUCUCCUCACAGAUCAAUUGUAUGUCCCAAUGAUCACAGUCCUACUACUGAUGACCUUAUAAAUCAUAAAAGCACAUAUUUUUCUAAGACUAUAGCCAGCAUGUUUAGUUUUGCUUAUAGCUUAAACUUUAGCUGAAUUUUCUCUGACUCAAAAGCUGAACUGUCCACCCUCUCGUGUUCAACAGCAGGAGCACUAACAGCACUAGUGCUACUGUUGCUUCCUUCGUCACCUUCAAAAUAAAUAAGCAUUGUACACUAGGCUACAAAUGUCCCGGUGCUCCCAAUGGCCAGUCCGCCCCUGGCUAAUCCGUAAGAAAAGCAUUUUUCUCCGGUGCGUUCACUACUGCGAAGAUCGCGAGUCAGUGUCAUCCUCAUCUUUGCAGCUUACACAGAAACACGUGUUUAUUAA
Molecule: messenger RNA, 2876 nt
Organism: Carassius auratus (goldfish)
Lineage: Eukaryota; Metazoa; Chordata; Actinopteri; Cypriniformes; Cyprinidae
Gene: tesca
Product: tescalcin a
Exons: 8
Coding region: 66-719 (217 amino acids)
Molecular function (GO): calcium ion binding
Source: RefSeq, a predicted model, not a curated record